Anolis carolinensis (green anole) is the source of this 2534-nucleotide messenger RNA. RefSeq names its product solute carrier family 35 member A2 (gene slc35a2). Gene Ontology annotation, molecular function: UDP-galactose transmembrane transporter activity. The record is from RefSeq and is a predicted model, not a curated record. The transcript is spliced from 5 exons. Gene Ontology annotation, biological process: pyrimidine nucleotide-sugar transmembrane transport. Bases 101 to 1261 code for a protein of 386 amino acids. Lineage: Eukaryota; Metazoa; Chordata; Lepidosauria; Squamata; Anolidae. Gene Ontology annotation, cellular component: Golgi membrane.
CCUUUCCUCUCCUUCUCCGGAAGCGGAAGUCGGCUGGUGACAGGGGGAUGCGGAAGUGCCGGCGACGGCGGGGCAGCUCGGUUGCCCAGCAGUUGCCACCAUGGCAGCGGCUGAGGGCCCGGGGAAAGGCAAUGGCGGCGUCGGGAGCGGGAGCCCGGCGGCCUCAGGAGGUAACCGACAGCUGAAGUACAUCAGCUUAGCUGUCUUGGUGGUGCAAAAUGCCUCUCUCAUCCUCAGCAUCCGCUAUGUUCGCACACUGCCUGGGGACCGCUUCUUUGCCACAUCAGCAGUGGUUAUGGCUGAAGUCCUUAAGGGAGUCACCUGCCUGCUCCUUAUCUUCAUUCAGAAGAAAGGUAACGUGAAACAGUUUGCUAGCUCCUUGUAUGACUCCAUCGUGGUGCAGUACAUGGACACACUCAAACUAGCAGUGCCUUCUCUCAUUUACACUCUCCAGAACAACCUCCAGUACGUGGCUAUUUCCAACCUGCCUGCAGCCACCUUCCAGGUCACCUACCAACUGAAGAUCCUCACCACAGCUGUCUUCUCAGUGCUAAUGCUCCGCAAGAGCCUGUCCCGUCUCCAGUGGCUCUCCCUCAUGCUCCUUUUUGCUGGCGUGGCUAUUGUCCAGGUGGAGCAACAGCAGGCAGGGGGCAAAGGAACCCCCGGGGGCCAAGGGACACAUCAGCAGCAGAGCUACAUUGUGGGGCUGGUGGCUGUGGUGGUGUCAUGCCUCUCGUCCGGCUUUGCCGGAGUCUAUUUUGAAAAGAUCCUCAAAGGCAGCGCAGGCUCGGUCUGGCUCCGUAACGUCCAACUGGGCAUCUUCGGAACCUUGCUGGGGCUGUUGGGCAUGUGGUCCACAGAUGGGGCAGCCGUAGCUGAGCGUGGAUUCUUCUUUGGCUACACCCCACUGGUGUGGGGCGUGAUUCUGAACCAGGCCUUCGGGGGCCUUCUGGUGGCAGUAGUGGUGAAAUAUGCGGACAACAUCCUCAAGGGCUUUGCCACCUCCUUCUCCAUCGUGGUGUCCACCGUGGCUUCCAUCUACCUCUUUGACUUCCACCUCAACUUGCCCUUUGCUCUAGGAGCAGGGCUGGUCAUAGGGGCCGUCUAUCUAUACAGCUUGCCCAAGGGACCUUUGACCAGCCGGUCCUUAAUGGGGACUGCUGUGCAGCAGCAGGGCCACCCAGCACAGAGCAAAGAACUUCCUUCCGUGACGACAGAUGGCUUCCUGACCAAGAUUUCAUCUAAAGAAAAAGGAUCAUAAAGUAUUGACAGAGACAACCGGCAAGACUUCAGUAGGGUUUCAUCUCCGGCACUUUGAUGGGCUGAAGAAUUCUAAGUUAAAGAUUUGGCUUUGACACUUUGUAGGAGUCUCAUUUUAUUUACAUCAGUGCAGAAACCACCCUAGUGAUGGCAGCUUUUUGGCUUUGCCUGUUAUAUAGAAGACAAAUCCAUGUGCUUUCAGUUCAAACUGGCUGUCCUUUAAGGCCUGGUUCACACCAGCACAAUUCAUGCCAAAAAGCAAGUGAGAUCGAACAAUGGUUUUCCAUUUGUGAUUUUAGACCAUCACAGAAGAGCUACCCAACUUAUUAUUUUUUAAAUGGUGGGGCAGCCAUGAUUGCUUCUCAGUCACCAAGACUUGUUCCGAACUCCAACUUGCAGCUUCCGAGGGUCUGAUUUAGUUUACAUUUCAAGAACUUCUCCUGCACUCCAUCUUAAAACAUUGUCAUAGGCUGCAGCAUUUGAGACAAUGCCAUCCGUCCUUUUCUCUCCAUGCUCAUGCCUCUUCUCCCAUGGUGAAGAGACUCAUAGUGCUCAAAUUCUUUGUGAAAUUUUGAGCAGUCCUGAUAAUGUGUUUUCUUACCUAGUUUGUGGUUAAAGUUUUUAUUUUGGUUUUUUGGACCAAUUUGGGGAGGGGAGCAUCACAGCUCUGUUGCAUUUUCAAAUAGUCUCAGACAAAUGCUUUUCAGUGGAGUCCAUUACCUCCAAGAUGUUGCUAGAUUGCAGCUCUUUCAUUUUCUUACCAUUAGUUAUGGCCAAUGGAAACUGUAGCCUUGAGAGUUGGGCAUUUGCUCACCCAUGCUUUAAUGGCACUGUUCGGGUUUUGACAGAUUCGUCAUGUAAAAGAAUGGGACCAAUGCAUUGUUUGGAAUAGGCAUUUCAGAUUUUGUGGCCCACAGAGAUGAAAGGGGAACAUGGACUUUUGACCAGCUAUUUGUGACUCCAGGAUACCAAAAACCUUGAUUUUCUUAAUUUGCCAUCCCUGGCUCAUUGCAUGGGCCUAUUUGCUUCUUACCUCACAUUAAGAGGAGGAAUUAUAGUAUGCAGUAAGUAGGAUUUGCAGUCCUAGCUUGUCACCUUCCUCUUUCAUUGUUGUGGGACUAAAGCAUUGCACUCCGUAUUAAUUUUCUUAUGAAGAAACUGCUUAAUGAAUUCCAUGCUUGGAGUUCUAUUUUUGGUGCUCAUGAUACUGCUUGUUUCACUGGUGUUUUUUUUUAUUUUUUAUGUAGACAUUAAUACAGCUUUGUUAGCAAACA